AUGAAAUAUGCAUCAUCGCCCUUAACGUUCGUCGAUGUCUACUUGUCCGCGCGUUUAUCUACCUUGGUCCUGACCUGGCAUCUCGUUCAAUUAAUAUCUAUCUAUCUAUCUAUCUAUCUAUCUAUCUAUCUAUUCAGUCUCUUAAUAUCUAUCUAUCUUUUUAUCUAUCUCUUUUUCUUUUUUUCUUUCUUUCUUUCUUUCAAUUCUUUCUUUCUUUCUAUUUCAGUAUCUAUCUAUCUAUCUAUCUAUCUAUCUAUCUAUCUAUCUAUCUAUCUAUCUCUUUCUUUCUUUCUUUCAAUUUCAGUCUCUUUAUAUCUAUCUAUCUAUCUAUCUUCCUCUUCUUUCUUUCUUUCUUUCUUUCUUUCUAUUUCAGUCUCUUUAUAUCUAUCUAUCUAUCUAUCUUCUAUUUCUCUUUGUUUUUUGUUUCUUUCUAUUUCAGUAUCUUCUAUCUCAUCUAUCUAUCUAUUAUAUCUAUCUAUUCAUCUAUCUAUCUUCUUUCUCUCUAUCUCUUUUUUUUUCUUUCAAUUCUUUUCUUUCUUUUUUCUUUCUAUUUCAGUCUCUUUAUAUCUAUCUAUCUAUCUAUCUAUCUAUCUAUCUAUCUAUCUCUUUGUUAUUUGUUUCUUUUCUAUUUCUUUUAUCUAUCUAUCUAUCUAUCUAUCUAUCUAUCUAUCUAUUCAGUCUCUUAAUAUCUAUCUAUCUUUCUAUCUAUCUCUUUUUCUUUCUUUCUUUCAAUUCUUUCUUUCUUUCUUUCUUUCUAUUUUAGUAUCUAUCUAUCUAUCUAUCUAUCUAUCUUUUUUCUAUCGAUCGAUCGUUGUUUCUGUACUGAAGUCAUUUGGCGCAAAUUCUUCAUGUUCUAUGUUCGUCCUUCCGCCGCGCCGAUCCUCAUCGCAAGUGCGUUUCUGCGAUCUCCUCUUCGAUGUGUUAGGGGUGGGGGUUGUAAGUGGCAGAUGUGGUUAUCGACAGAACGGAACGGGUUCCGGGGUGUGGGGCAAGGAAGUUAUGCUUCAUCAUUUGGACAACAGCCUGAAGCUGGUCAAGUAA
Molecule: messenger RNA, 1041 nt
Organism: Acanthosepion pharaonis
Lineage: Eukaryota; Metazoa; Mollusca; Cephalopoda; Sepiida; Sepiidae
Source: the annotation of a GenBank genome assembly